This is a messenger RNA of Phycomyces blakesleeanus NRRL 1555(-), 792 nucleotides long. RefSeq lists its product as hypothetical. Lineage: Eukaryota; Fungi; Mucoromycota; Mucoromycetes; Mucorales; Phycomycetaceae. Bases 1 to 792 code for a protein of 263 amino acids. The record is from RefSeq and is a predicted model, not a curated record. The transcript has 3 exons.
AUGAGUACGAUCAACCGAGAGAACGCACGAUCACCAUCACCAGGAACCAUUAGUCACAAGAUCACAUUAGUCAAAGAUACAUUAGAUUCCAAAAGCCAUGUUAGUCCAAUGAAUCCUAAAGACAAGUUGUCUGGUCAAGACACUCAACACCGAAGUCCUCUUCGUGACAUCUACAAAGAUCCAUUAGAGUUUCCUCGUCGGUCACCAUCUGAAAAUGGUCUUGGGAUGGUGGCUUAUCAGGAAAACCAGAUUGCACCCCAGACUUUCAAGGCGCACAGUCCAGUUUCUGAAGAAGGAGAAAGAGAAAGAGAAAGAGGUGUUCGUCUAGUCGUACCACCCAAACCAGAACAGGUCAAUGCUUUACCGGAGUCCAAAGUAUCCGAUCAACACAUGGCACAGCUCCGGCACAAGGUGUACCUUGUUCGGCAAAAGCGAGAAAAGGGAGAAGAGUGCCUGAGAGCCGAAAAGAAGGAGACCAGACGACUCCAGGAAGAGGUUGAAUUGAUGGAGGAGGAGAUUGAAGAGGUUGAGAAUGAAAUCAAGGAUGUCCAACUGUCGUUUGAAUCGAUACCUGGAUAUCUUGAAUUGAAGGAAAAGGUGGACAUCACAGCUCAGGAAGCAGCAGAGACAUACCAGACCGUAGAAGAGGUCAAGGGAAUGGUUGAGGAGAUGCUGGCGAGUGAUGAAUAUCAUCAGACUCUUCAGAGACAACAAACAAUUGAUCAUUUGAUGAAUUGUAUUACCGAAUGCAUGUAUGAAAUUCAAGUCUUGAAUCCCUCUGCAAUCGCAUAA